Molecule: messenger RNA, 2478 nt
Organism: Manduca sexta (tobacco hornworm)
Lineage: Eukaryota; Metazoa; Arthropoda; Insecta; Lepidoptera; Sphingidae
Exons: 8
Coding region: 223-1863 (546 amino acids)
Source: RefSeq, a predicted model, not a curated record
AGUUUAAAAUACCUUGAUCGUGAGCGCUCACCCUCAGUGGUGUUCAAGCUGCGCUCCAGUACGGUUAACUAGCCUUGCAUCGUGACAAGUUCGCCGUAACUGUUGUGAUUUUUAUUGUAUUAUAGCUCUGUGGAGUCCAGUCGAGAGGAACCUUGAGAUCUGUGCCAGCCACAACUGUUUUCAAAUUUUACCAUAUCUUCGAGAUAAAGAAACCUAACUAAGAUGCUCGCUAGCCCAGCCAUGGAAAUGCAAGCCGAGGAAACUCCCCUGGCCCUACAGAGGCUGUGGAACCUGACGCGUGCUCGCCUUGCAGGAACUUCCACUGCCCUUGGAGGGGAAGUAGCUCUGGUCGAGACCUUGCCUUCAGCCCAGGAAUUAGAAGUCGCUCCAAAGCCAUUCCCUGUACCAAGCGACUACGAGAGUGAUGGCGAGGAAGCAUUCCCGGACGCCGAUGUUCAAGAGCAACCCGACAUCCCGUGCAAGAGUUACUGGACGGGAAGCGGUUUUGAAAAAGAGGUUUUACUAGAUGCCAGCACUCUCGGGGACGUGCCUGCGGUUUACAAAGUGCCGCAACCUGCGCCGCACCAAAUGCCAGUUAUCGGAGUCUACAUUGAUCCACGAGUCAGAACCGGAUUCAGAUACAAAGUUAGGCCGAUGCAGGCCGUGGACGCUCCCCCACUAUCAGUGAAGCCGAGGUACUUGUUUGGAGGAAAAGCUUUAACCCUACAGUCGAUUGGGCGCGGAUUUGCUCGCCGACUCACUUUUGAACCCGUUGGCUCCAAGCUCAAUGAAAAUGAUAAUUACUUCUGGACUGACUCCAGGCCUGAAGGUUUUGUGUUUGAGAUCGAGGCUGUUUCGAUCGGCGAUAAAUUUACUAUCUACGAUGCUAACCAUGAACCUCAGGGCAUUUUGGAAGUAGUUCAGCAGCAGAAAAAUCAAAUUGAGUUGGACCAAAAAGUGCAUGAAGAUGGUUCUAUUGAUAAGAAAGUGAAAAUCAACACCCUCUGUAAAGUGGAGUGGUACGAAAAUGACGGUGCUACGAAACUGAUGCCUGUCACCGGUGUAGCUAUCUUGAAGAAAGGAAGAGGCAAUGCCGCUGUCACACGCGUUAUUAAUGUGGCCAUCGGCAUCAAGCAACUGAAGAAGGGCUAUGAACUGAAGCCCGGCAUCCAGUCCUCUUCUAGAAGAAUCACUGUCAACGGCGGUGACAUUAAAGACAUUCCAUGCCAAUAUUGUAUUGUUGGACUUGAGAAAUAUGAACUGCCUGCUAUUGGCACUUAUGUUGACCCUCGCAUCAUCCCUGGUUUCCACUACCGUGUGCGUCCAGCAGGCAGCCGUCGCCAUCUCUUCGAGGGACGCAGCUUGCUGUUGCAAUCUAUCGGAAUGGGCUACGGAAAACGUAUUACGUUCAAACCCGACACGUUGAAUGCCCCAGAAAACUAUUUCUGGUCCGACUCGCAUCCCGAGGGCAUUGGCAUGGAACCACGCGCAAUACAACCAGGAAUGAAAUUCACAAUCACAGGAAACGGAGGCUUGUUAGGCGAAGCGAGCGUGUUUAGAGCUGAUUUGCCGCAAGUUGAAGAGAAGACUGAGUAUGUAGAAGUUCCAGGGAAGCGUGGAAAGGCCGUAGAGAAGUACAUUCACGUUGACGUCACUUGCCACGUGAAGUUAGCAACUACUGGCGGCGGUUCGGCUGACCUGGAAGUGCAUCUGAUGAAGGUGUCGGGAGUGGCCGUGGUGCGCAAGGAGCCGGGACAAGCCGAAGCUAAGUUGAUGAAGGUGUUCAACGUGGGCUUGGACUCGCAGCUCAACCUGCUGUUCGCCCACUCACAGACCGAGCUGACUUUCCAUCCCCUGCCUUAAGUUAUGUCCGGCUCGAAUGGUAUUGCAAUACAUGUGAUAGCGCUCGCUUCACUGAGUAUUGUAACGCCAAAUAAACACUUACCUGGCGCGACAUAGGCUCCGUCAAAUGCCAAUUGAUUGGUCACGAGUUUGCAACCGGAAGUCGGUCAGAUCUAGCUGGACCGAUGCAGUUGGCAGUUCGAUUGCGAACUCCUCUCAGCUUCGCGCUGAACGCUUUCUAAGCGCUGUUCUUACGAGCUGUUGCCAUCUGAGCUCGUUUUGCUGUAUCAAGGACACGAACAUUUGGAAGAUUAUAGUUACACAGUAAUUUAUUUUGUUAAAAGCUUGUAUUUCAUGAAUACAUCCAUUUGGGGGUUAGGUUUAAAACCGUAGAUACUUCCGUACUUGAUCUUAUAUUUUAAGAAUUAUCAGUAUUUUAAAUGGAAACUCUCGUAAGUUGUGACAUCAAUAAAUGCAAUGUGUAAAUAUUCUUUUCAUUGAAUAUCCUGGAGAGAGUAGUAAAAGACUAGAAUCCAUGUCACAUUGAAGAUUAAUUAUAUUAAAACUGACUAUUAUAUUAUCUUCGCAUUUUCAUUUUAAGUAUGCUAUUUUUACCAAUAAAGAUAAAUAAAUUGA